AUGUCGACAUCCACUGUAGAAACUGGAUAUGGUGGUCGCAUCAGAGUGACAGUGGCUAGAAAUGACAGAGACAUUACCAGUGAAGUGAGAACAUUUCUGUGUAAUAAAGAAAACGCGAACAAAAUCAUCGGUCUGGAUACAGAACGAUCGGUUGUAGGAGGCGAUAGCGAAUACCCACCGGAGAGCAAGCUCGUGAUUCUCGAGCUCAGUGAUGGCCAGAAUUGCCUAAUAAUCCCGCUUCCUUAUGUACAAGGUAAUAAGCUGCCCGUUUCUCUCACCAAUUUCCUCAAUCUUCCAGAUUUCACCUUUACAGGUGUUGGUAUAAACAAGGCUUUGAAAAUGCUCAAGAGCGAGUGUGGUUUGACCUGCAAGAAUGCCGUUGAUAUCGGACCUUCGUCCCCUAUCUAUGAAGAUUGGGACAAUGACAGUCUUACCGAGGAUCAGAUCAAUCUUGCAGCAGCGAAUGCUUACUUGGCUUUCAAAGUUGGGAAUUUGAUUAGAGAAGCUAUGUAUUGA
Arabidopsis thaliana (thale cress) is the source of this 516-nucleotide messenger RNA. RefSeq names its product Polynucleotidyl transferase, ribonuclease H-like superfamily protein. NCBI's taxonomy places the organism in Eukaryota, Viridiplantae, Streptophyta, Magnoliopsida, Brassicales, Brassicaceae. The record is from RefSeq and is marked reviewed. Gene Ontology annotation, molecular function: 3'-5' exonuclease activity; nucleic acid binding. The transcript is spliced from 2 exons. The coding region runs from base 1 to 516 and encodes 171 amino acids.